Molecule: messenger RNA, 1782 nt
Organism: Camellia sinensis
Lineage: Eukaryota; Viridiplantae; Streptophyta; Magnoliopsida; Ericales; Theaceae
Source: RefSeq, a predicted model, not a curated record
AUGGCUGAUGCUUGGAAUGGAAUAUAUGUUUUUGUGAAUGGAAUGGAUGCCAAUGGUUUUUCUAAAUGGAAUGGAAUGAAUGCUUUUGUUAAUGAUUUUGUUGCUUGUAAAAUCCUUACAAGAACAGAGAAGAGGGAAGAGGGAGGAGAUGAACCUGUGUUGAAUCUUCAAGGCUGCCUCUGUUCUGUGUUGAAAUCAGUGACUCUCCGACUGCCCCUUUGUUCUUCAACACAAAAUUUAAGUGCUGCCUCUGAUCUGUUUACGUCUUCAACCGAAGUGCUGCUUCUUAGGGAAGAUACAGCUUCCUGGGAAAGAUAUACCCUUAGGAAGGGAGAAUUUGAUAUUUCAUCAAGGGAGCAGCUUGUCUUCGGUCCUAAAUCGGACUGGACGUCUUCUGGUAUUGAUUGUUGCCCCUGGGAAGGGAUUACUUGUGAUCAUGAUGGGCAGAUUACCCAGUUAUGGCUACCCUUUAGAGGCCUGAGUUGUUAUGCAUCUCCCUCACUAACGAACCUUGUGUAUCUCUCUCAGCUCAAUCUCUCACACAAUCAGCUUUCUGGUCCUCUCCCUUAUGGAUUGUUUUCGUCUUUGAGUCACAUCACAGCACUAGACCUGAAUUUUAAUCUUUUUUCUGGUGGAUUUCCGUCUUCACCUUCAUUGUUUUCCCAAUCCAUCCAGAUAAUAGAUUUAUCAAGCAAUAGCCUUAUUGACAUCAUUAAACCUUCAUUCUUUAAGAUUCCUGAUGUUUUAAGGGGAUGUUUCAAACUGGAGGUUUUCCGUGCAGGUUUCAAUUUUCUCACAGGAUUGCUUCCAUCUGAUAUAUACAACACAACAACAUUAACAGAAAUAUCAUUACCUGGCAAUUAUCUAUCAGGACCCCUUGGUGAUGAGCUUGUUCAGCUCUCCAACCUCACCAUUUUUGAGCACUACUCAAAUGAAUUGGAUGGCGAGAUUCCUCAGGACAUUGAGAAGCUUUCCAGACUGGAAAGACUUCCUCUACACUCAAACAAGCUUACUGUCGUUCGACUGGAUGUUAAUGAGCUGGAAGGACAGAUUGUGCCUGAAAUGGCUGCAAUGCAAUCUCUGUCCUUCCUCACACUUUCUGCCAACAGGCUAAUUAACAUAACAGGGGCGAUUAGGAUUCUGAUUGUCAUCCUCUCUCAAAACUUCAUGUAUGAAGCAAUGCCAGAUGGAAAAAGCAUAAUGGAUUCAGAUGGGUUUCAAAAACUACAACUUCUACAUCUUGGGGGGUGCCAGCUUUCUGGAAGAAUGCCAUCCUGGCUUAUUAAGUUCAAGACACUCAAGGUUUUGGAAUUUUCUUUUAAUCAACUCACAGGCUCAAUACCUAGUUGUUUGGGAUCUCCACCCAGACUUUUCUAUCUAGAUUUGGCAUACAACCUCUUUUCAAGUGAAUUUCCUCAAGAACUUUGUAGAUUGUCUGCACUGAUUUCUAGCCACUACGAGAAACAACAGCCAAAGUUUGGUCUCACCAACAUACCACCAACAAUAAGAUUGAGAAAAAACAGCCUAAGUGGCAAUAUCCCUCUUCAGAUUGGUCAAUUGAAGUUUCUUCAUGUAUUGGAUCAAAGUCAAAACAACUUCUCAGGCAGCAUUCCAGGACAAAUAUCUAAUCUUACUAUUAUAACGAAAUUAGACCUCUCUGAGAAUCAUUUGUCUGGAGAAAUCCCAAUGUCACUACAAAAUCUCUAUUUCUUGUCUUCGUUCAGUGUGGCAAACAACAAUAUUCAAGGACAUACCAUCGAGGGGUCAACUUGCUACCUUUGA